AUGGCAUCAGUGGAGCUAGUGAUAGUAUCAGUGGAGCUAAUGAUGACAUCAGUGGAGCUAGUGAUGGCAUCAGUGGAGCUAGUGAUGGAAUCAGUGGAUGGAACUAGUCGUGGCAUCUGUGGAACUAGUGAUGACAACAGUGGAACUAGUGAUGGCAUCAGUGGAACUAGUUUUGGCAUCAAUGGAACUAGUGAUGACAACAGUGGAACUAGUGAUGGCAUCAGUGGAACUAGUGAAGUCAUUAGUGGAACUAGUCGUGGCAUCAGUGGAGCUAGUGGUGGCAUCAGUGGAGCUAGUGACAACAUCAAUGGAACUAGUGGUGGCAUCAUGGAGCUAGUGAUGGCACCAGUAGAACUAGUUUUGGCAUCAGUGGAACUAGUGGUAGCAUCAGUGGAACUAGUGAUGGCAUUAGUGGAACUAGUGGUGGCAUCAGUAGAACUAGUGGUGGCAUUAGUGGAACUAGUGAUGGCAUUAGUGGAACUAGUGGUGGCAUCAGUGAACUAUGGAGCUAGUGACAACAUCAAUGGAACUAGUGGUGACAUGAGUGGAACUAGUGGUGCCAUCAGUGGAGCUAGUGAUGACAUCACUGGAGCUAGUGAUGGCAUCAGUGGAACUAGUGGUGACAUCAUUGGAACUAGUGGAGAUAUAAGUGGUGCUAUUGGUGACAUCCGUGGAGCUAGUGUCGGCAUCACUGGUGCUAGUAGUGACAUCACUGAUGGUAGUGGUGAUUCCUGUCACACCUCUGGCUUUUAA
Homarus americanus (American lobster) is the source of this 753-nucleotide messenger RNA. Its product is annotated as mucin-19-like. The coding region runs from base 1 to 753 and encodes 250 amino acids. The transcript is spliced from 4 exons. Lineage: Eukaryota; Metazoa; Arthropoda; Malacostraca; Decapoda; Nephropidae. The record is from RefSeq and is a predicted model, not a curated record.